AUGGCAUCCGCACGUUCUCUAAUGCGCCUGGGCUCUGGCCGGUCGGUGGCUUCGGCCUCCAGGUUCAUGGCUAGCCGCGCUUUUUCCUCGACUUCUCUCCAGUACGCUGCUAAGGCCUCGACAGCACCGGGCCCGGAGCCGGAGAACAUGCGCCAGGCGCAACGGCCUCCCUCGGGACCCCUCCGUGCUCCCCGUGUCAACCCCACCGACAAGUACCAGGACAAGCAGGACAGUCUGCACACCUAUGGACAGUACAUCAUGUCCUGUCUGCCCAAAUACGUUCAGCAGUUCACCGUCUGGAAGGAUGAGCUUACCGUUUAUACCGCCCCCUUCCUGAAGAACCACACCGCCGCUGAAUUCACCCAAAUUUCCGACAUUACUGGCGUCGACUUCCCCACCCGUGAUCAGCGUUUCGAGGUCGUGUACAACUUGCUCAGCGUCCGUUUCAACUCCCGUAUUCGUGUCAAGACUUACUGUGACGAGGCCACCCCCGUCCCUAGUGUCACCGGUCUGUUUGAGGGUGCCCUGUGGUACGAGCGUGAGGUUUACGACAUGUUUGGUGUCUUCUUUUCAGGUCACCCCGAUCUGCGCCGCAUCAUGACCGAUUACGGUUUUGAUGGUCACCCUCUGCGCAAGGACUUCCCCUUGACCGGUUACACCGAGGUGCGAUAUGAUGAGGAGAAGAAGCGCGUCGUCGUCGAGCCUCUUGAGCUCACCCAGGCCUUCCGUAACUUCGAGAGCGGCUCUACUGCCUGGGAGCCUGUCGGACCCGGCGAGUCACGCACGCCCGACUCCUUCAAGCUUGCCACCCCCAAGCCUGAGGAGAAGGUGGAAGAAAAGAAAUAG
Molecule: messenger RNA, 846 nt
Organism: Penicillium cosmopolitanum
Lineage: Eukaryota; Fungi; Ascomycota; Eurotiomycetes; Eurotiales; Aspergillaceae
Product: complex I 30 kDa subunit family protein
Exons: 4
Coding region: 1-846 (281 amino acids)
Molecular function (GO): NADH dehydrogenase (ubiquinone) activity
Source: RefSeq, a predicted model, not a curated record